AUGGCAGCGGGGAGAGAACCAAGCGACAUACGGCAGCGGGAGAGGGUGCUGCAGGAGACGGAUAAAUAUGCAGCAGCAACAGCAGCAAAGACAGCAACAGCAGCAGCAGGACAACCACCGCCAGCAGCAGCAGCAGUGCAGCAGCAGCAGCAGCAGCAGGAAGAACUGCAGCAGCAGCAGCAGCAGGGGAGCGAUACUCAUCACGCUGCUGCUCCUGCUGCUGCUGCUGCUGCUCCUGCUGCAGCAGCAACAGCAGCAAAGACAGCAACAGCAGCAGCAGGACAACCACCGCCAGCAGCAGCAGCAGAGCAGCAGCAGCAGCAGCAGCAGGAAGAACUGCAGCAGCAGCAGCAGCAGGGGAGCGAUACUCGUCACGCUGCUGCUGUUGAUGCUGCUCCUGCUGCUGCUGCUGCUGCUCCUGCUGCAGCCGCAACAGCAGCAAAGACAGCAACAGCAGCAGCAGGACAACCACCGCCAGCAGCAGCAGCAGCAACAGCAGCAGCAGCAGCAGCAGCAGCAGGAGAUGAUGAUGAAGCUUGGUUGAUGGAUGAGCUGCAGCAAGCAGCAAAAGUUUUUAUAAAACUGCAGCAGCAGCUGCCGGGGCUGCUGCUGGCGACAGAUAUAUUUAAUAUAGAAGCAGCAGCAGCAGAAACAAAUGAAGAAACAGAUACAGACAAACAAUAUAACCCCGAUGAUAUCUAG
This is a messenger RNA of Eimeria mitis, 702 nucleotides long. RefSeq lists its product as uncharacterized. Lineage: Eukaryota; Apicomplexa; Conoidasida; Eucoccidiorida; Eimeriidae. The record is from RefSeq and is a predicted model, not a curated record. The transcript is spliced from 5 exons. Bases 1 to 702 code for a protein of 233 amino acids.